AUGAGCUACGAAAAUUUGGACCCUGCGAUCCUAGCUGCGCUCCCAGAAGGGAGCCAUGUCGUAUCCGUCGUGCCGCACGGAGCAACACGAUGGUCGGUAGGGCUGAGAGUGGACGUCGAGGUUGGCGACGACGAGGAGACAUUCUUUCUCAAGAUCAUCGAACGCAAGGAGUGGACGCCAAUGGCCAAGGCCUAG
Messenger RNA from Anthostomella pinea, 195 nucleotides. Lineage: Eukaryota; Fungi; Ascomycota; Sordariomycetes; Xylariales; Xylariaceae. The record is from the annotation of a GenBank genome assembly.